This is a messenger RNA of Limulus polyphemus (Atlantic horseshoe crab), 306 nucleotides long. RefSeq names its product arfGAP with SH3 domain, ANK repeat and PH domain-containing protein-like. The record is from RefSeq and is a predicted model, not a curated record. The transcript has 2 exons. Gene Ontology annotation, biological process: positive regulation of GTPase activity. The coding region runs from base 1 to 306 and encodes 101 amino acids. NCBI's taxonomy places the organism in Eukaryota, Metazoa, Arthropoda, Merostomata, Xiphosura, Limulidae. Gene Ontology annotation, molecular function: GTPase activator activity; protein binding.
AUGAAGAAAAGAGCUGCUCCCCCUCCUCCUAGUCUCGCUUCAGGUACCGUUUGCCACACUCGUACUCCUUCUGAUCCAGGUCUUUCCCAGUCUCCAUCAAGUGCACGUCAUGACAGUUUGAAGCCUCGCUGUAAGGCCCUUUAUGAUUGUGAGGCUGACAGAGAAGAUGAAUUAUCUUUUAGUGAAGGAGAGAUCAUUGUGAUAAUCAGUGAAACUACAGAUGAUGAAGAGUGGAUGGAGGGAAUGAUUGAAGGGGAACCUCAGCGAAGAGGAGUAUUUCCAGCAAGUUUUGUCCACAUGCUGUAA